Lindgomyces ingoldianus is the source of this 4318-nucleotide messenger RNA. RefSeq lists its product as uncharacterized. NCBI's taxonomy places the organism in Eukaryota, Fungi, Ascomycota, Dothideomycetes, Pleosporales, Lindgomycetaceae. The transcript is spliced from 3 exons. The record is from RefSeq and is a predicted model, not a curated record. Bases 458 to 4141 code for a protein of 1227 amino acids. Gene Ontology annotation, cellular component: nucleus. Gene Ontology annotation, molecular function: poly(A) RNA polymerase activity; RNA binding.
UGGGCAUCGUGAAAUGGCCAUCGCGAUACCAGCCAUAUUCUACAUCGUCGUCAGUUGCUCUUCAUCACCACCAAGCUCUCGCUCCAACGUCGCCCGAUGACUCUCUAAUUCGGCUCAUCGUGGCGCAGAGCGCUUCAGCUUUCAGUCGUGACUCAUUUUCUCCACCAGCCUCCUGAUAGAGGCUCACAUUAACGAGGGAGUCAUUUUCGCAUCCUCUAUUGGGGCAAGCCUGACUUUCUGUGCAGUGGUCUGAGGCUCAGACCCGUUUCGUAAGUUUGAGGUUGAAAUAUAAGGUGGUGGUGAAUGCCAAAACCUUCCGUGCAGUUACAUCCCGAUUUUGAACUUUUAUCUACUUAGUUGAUUCCAACUUCUCUUUGUGAUUGCCUCAUACUUCUUUUUGAGAAAUAUCUUUCCUCUACUCUCUACACCAGGAAGCCGGAAUUAAUUGCUGAAGCUCAUGGCGGCCACUGAAGAGACCUCAUAUUCAGGUCCUAUAGCUACCAACUCAUACGAAACAGCACUCGGAAUCAUUCCACCAAUAGAGCAGUGCCAAGACGUUGACCUUUUGCGAUCAUUAUACGACAAGGGGUAUGGGAAAUGGCCCCCACACGUCAACCUUAUAUAUCCCUUCGUUGCACCAGAGUACCUCCCUAGAGCGAAAGCCCAAAUCCAAUCGAGGCUGAGGAUCCCGCUCGAGGACCCGCUCGCCAGGACACCCUCCGUCCUCCUGAAUAAGUCUGGACACUUCACUCAUCGUUCUAAUCACACAGUCUUUUUGUGUGAGCCUGAUGAAAUUGAAGCUAGCUCUAUGGCCUUUCUUCGAUCGAAUGCCUUGGAGUCUCUGGGGCAUACCCCAACCCCUUGUAAUUUCCACCUUACUAUCGGCCAAUCUGAGGACCUCUCUGAUUCGUCCCGGGAAUUCCUGCUCAGCAAAGCUAGGCUACUCCCUUCUCUGGAGUUCCCGAUUCAACACCUCGCGAUUCUGAUACGCGAACGUUCCUCUAGCAAGGACAGAUCUUUCAAUUCUAUGAGGCUAUGGGGCAUAAUUGAUAUUUCCGGAGAUGAAUCACCGACCCCUUCACCCUUUCCCGAAUUCUGGCUUCAGCCAAGCCCACAAGAGGAGUCUGCUACAGGGUCAGAAGAAGAGAAUGAGGAAGACGAUUCCGAUCAAACCACGCCGGCACCUUCAUGCAGCCGUCAACCCCUUCCUGGGACUACCUACUAUUUUGAAUCGGAACUGGAAAAAUGGCAACCGUGUUCGUCGAUAUUAGACAACGAAGCACUACCGGGAACCUUAACGAUUUCAAGCUACAACGUAUUGAUCGAUUCCGAGUAUCCACCCGCUCGAGAUAGAGAUCCGCUGCUAUUAAAAACUCUCCUUUCUACGUCGGCCUUGGCAGACAUUCUAGUCCUGCAAGAAGUUUCUGACGAUUUUCUCUCUUUCUUGCUUCAUGAUGAGGAGAUCCAACAUCGAUUCCCCUUCACAUCUCACGGCCCCCCUGCUCAAGCAGACAUUGGCCCCUUACCGAGCCUGCGAAACAUUGUCAUCCUUAGCAAGUGGUCCUUCAGUUGGGUCUUCGUCCCUUUCCACCGAAGGCACAAAGGCGCAGUCGUAGCACAAUUCAGCUCGAUCGCUCUGCAGGGCUCAUCCGAGACACUACCCUUAAUCGUCGCGGGUGUGCAUCUGACUUGCGGCUUGACUGAUGGAGCUGUUGCCGCAAAGAAGGUUCAGCUUCAGAACUUGAAGAACUAUCUUUCUCGAAAUCAUGCGUCAAACCCCUGGGUGAUUGCGGGUGACUUCAAUAUCACGACUUCGACAUACUCGAUUGAUACUGCCUUGAAAAGCAAGUCCAUCUCGACGCAGACUGCCAAGACACUAUCUUCGAUGGAGACUUCGAUGAACGAAGCUGGUUUGAUUGAUGCUUGGGCCGUAGCCCGGGUCGAAGCAGCCGAUCUUGGUUAUUUGGGUGAAUUGGAUGAUUUAUUUGAGGGAGAAGAUGGCGCCACUUUCAAUCCGAGGGAAAAUGAACUUGCUGCAGCUACUUCUGGUACUUCAGUAAAUCGUCCUCAGCGAUACGACAGGAUUCUUGUUCGCCCCCAAGGACUUCUCCGAAUCAACAAAUUCAACCAGUUUGGUUUCCCAGUCACCCAGGGAGGUAGUCACUGGGUUCCGAGCGAUCACUGGGGAAUUCGAUGUUCUAUGAAGGUGAACGCCGACUCGACGGAAAAGGGUGUCGACGAUCUUAACAUCCUCAAAAAUUACCCUAUUCACAUCCAGCAUGUAGUAGGAGCGCUCUCGGACGGUUCGGCGCUAACAUCAGCACUAUUAAACCACCAAAUGUUUCCUACCGAAGACGAAAUUCAAUGUCGAAGAGAGGCUUUUGUACUCAUUAAAACAGUCCUGCUAGGUUCCUCAGACGACGACAAUACAAGCAUGUCCGACAUUCCUAUGGUCAUUGUCCCAGUUGGCUCAUACGCUCUUGGGGUCUGGACUUUUGCAUCCGAUAUCGACUGUCUUUGCAUUGGAUCCAUAAGUUCCAAGACCUUCUUUAAGCUGGCUAGGCAACGCAUUCAUAGGGCAGAAGUCCAAGGUGUAAGACUAAUGCGUCGCGUCGAAGCUCACACUGGAACCAUGUAUGAGCUGUCUGUCAACGGUGUCAGCAUGGAUUUGCAAUACUGCCCAGCGGCGAGAAUCGUGGAGAGAUGGACGGAACUACCUAACCUUCAUCAAUCUGACCCUAUCUUCAAUCUGUCUAUGCUCUCACUUCGGAAAUUGAAGCCCUACCGAGACAUCACAUACAUCCAGCGGACACUUCCUUCUAUGACCACCUUCCGCUUGGCAUAUCGCUGCAUAAAGCUGUGGGCCAUUCAACGCGGGGUCUACUCUUCAAGAUUUGGCUAUUUAGGUGGCAUCCAUCUAACACUUAUGCUUUCUUACCUUUGCAAGCGAAUGGUCCACGAUCUUGGAUCUGUUACUUCUGCAGAUCUUGUUUCAACGUUCUUCCAUCACUAUGCCAUGUUUGAUUGGAAGAAUGAUAUGGUGUUUGAUCCGUUCUUUCACAAGAGGAAGCCAAGAUACCAGAGGAGCGUCAGAGAGCCGAUGGUUGUCUUGGGUUUCAAUUCCCCUAACGCCAAUGUAGCACAUACGUCGUCCAUUCCUGGAGUGAACACUCUUAUUAGGGAGUUUGGGAUGGCCAGUCGUCGCCUAGCUGAAGAUGGUAUGACUUGGGAACAGUUUUUCAGGAAGGAUUCGAUUGCAGGUGCUCUCGACGAACGUCUUGCAGGGGUAGGAGAGUUUCUAAAAUCCUACGACAGCUAUGCAAAGAUUGAAAUCCAAUACUGGGGACGGACGUUAGGGAAAGGGAAGGGACUUGUGGGUUGGGUUGAGUCUCGGUGCUUGCUUCUCGUUGUCGAUAUUGCUAAAGUGCUUCCUGGCUUUGAAGUCCGAAUAUGGCCUGCGAGAUUUACGAACAGCAACGCUAUAGAUGCUGGGACCGAUUAUCAAGGGUGCUACCUCAUCGGCCUUUCUAAAGGGGAAGGUAUCGAGUGGAACGCCAGCAAAGAAGAUCGGCAGACAGCAAAGCUUGCUCUGGAGAAGUCCCUCGAGAAUUUCCAAAACAAAUUGCAAUCUGACGAUAAAUACUACGACCCAAGUUCCAGUUGGAUUGGCGUUAGCCUCGUCCGACAAACUGAUGUGAAGAACUUUCACUUGGAUGAUCGAGAAUGGGGAGACUAUGUUGCGGAUAUCGAAGAAGACUCUGACGACGAGGAAGAUGGUGAUGCCCUUGAUGAGCUUGAAGAGGAUGCACCCACCAAAAAGCUUCCGAUCCGACCGGCUCCAUCGCAUUCAUCCAAGCCUAUCUCUUCAAGCAAGCUGCGACCAGCGUCCGACGUUUUGAAUCGAUUACGCUGGGAUCCGAACCUAGAUCCGAACGACUACAUCGUUGGAUAUGAGGACCGAUUCCUCGGUGCUAAAGAGACGACUCUUGAGAAAUGGAAGACUGAGCAGACAGAUGAUGAAUUCAUUCCUCAACACCGAAUCCUCUACUUCAAGAAAAGGACCGACGGGGUAGUAGUUUGGGAGAGGAGGACAAGGACUGAUUUGAUUUUUGGAAGUGGAGUUGGUGCGGGUGAUUCAUGAUAAGAGGUUAACGCUUAGCAUCCUAUAUUAUUCCUAAGGGUACGGUACAACAUCUCGGCAUGGUAGGUGCGCGUGCAAAAGUAGUAAGCUGUGUGUAGAGUGGUUUCGGUAGUAUUAUUGGUGCUCUUGUCUUAACGCUAUGUUCACGAUGACAUCAGUGAUCGGGAUGUUUUAAAC